Sabethes cyaneus is the source of this 1671-nucleotide messenger RNA. It is a transcript of the gene Con, whose product is annotated as connectin. Bases 1 to 1671 code for a protein of 556 amino acids. The transcript has 3 exons. Gene Ontology annotation, molecular function: protein binding. The record is from RefSeq and is a predicted model, not a curated record. Lineage: Eukaryota; Metazoa; Arthropoda; Insecta; Diptera; Culicidae.
AUGCAUCCCUCGGUUACGGCAACCGCAGCGAGCCAAAAUGUAGCUCUGCUGCUACUGCUGCUGCUUUCCAUCGUCACAAACCCAACCGAAAGCCGGUUCCGGGAGAAGGAUAGUAAAAAGUCCAAAUCCGCUCAGGCGAAUCUACUGCAGGGUAGCCACGUCGGUACGCCCCUGAUGAAUCUCUGCUCGGGCGAUCGAGAAAUGAAACUGGUCUGCCACUGCAGUCCGGACGAUCCGCACGUAAAGGCACAGAAGGCCAACUGUUGGAUCUUCAGCAAAGAUCUGCCCAGAAAGGACCCCAACUGGUUGGCAUUUCAAACGCAGACAACACUUGAGCAGUUAAAAAUUACCGUCCAGAAAAUCGGCAAUCUCACUUACAUUCCGUCGGAUGUAAUAGUGACGCUCAAGUAUCUCAAACAGCUAACCAUCGAGUACGGAAUGAUUCCGGACCUGUUGAACUAUGCCUUUGGCAAUUUAACGGAUCUGCGGAACAUAACUUUGCAUAAAAAUCAAAUUCGGAUCGUGCAUCCUUUCGCGUUUGCCAAUCAUCCCUACUUGGAAGAAAUCAAUCUCGAGCGAAACGAAAUCAUCGAACUGGAUAAGGAGGCACUCGUGCGACUGCCCCACUUAAAGCGACUGAACUUGGAUUUUAACAAUCUUACGAUGCUGCACGACGAUGUUUUUGUCGAUUUGACAAGUUUGGACGAACUGAAGCUGGAGUCGAACCAAUUAUCCGUUUUGACAAGAGAAAUUUUCAAAGGUCUCGGAAACCUGCGAUUCCUCAAACUCACCGCCAACACAAUCAGCUACAUCGGUGACACAGUUUUCGCCGAGUUGUGGAGUCUCCAGGAGCUGGACCUGGACGGCAACCACAUUGAGAAACUGUCGGCAAGAGCUUUUGAUGGGCUAAACAACUUGAGGCGAUUGAAUCUCGAAAACAAUAGACUAACUCGGCUAGAAAGGGGCAUCUUCAUUGGAGUGCCGGCUGUCCUGUCACUCAAUCUUAAUUCCAAUCAGCUGGAAACAAUCACCUACAACAACUUUCUGCCAUUGAUGGAUAACCUCGUCAACAGUACAGCCGUACUACAUCUUAAAGAUAACAAAUUCAUCUGCGAUUGUCGGUUGCUGUGGCUUUUUGAUCUCAAAAAUAGCACCAAAAACGACGAACUGCGUUACACACUGCAGCAAAUCGAAUGCCUGUACGAAUUGAAGGACAAACGAGGCUCGUUUCCUGUCUCCCUACAGAACCGACUGAAUGAUUAUUCGCGACCGCACGACAUUCUUGGUUACGAGGAUAGCACCGAUUACGACGAUCCACAACGGCACGGUUAUGGGCUGAUGCCCCGAAGUAACCACCGGCAGGCUUCGAUGCCCGUCAAUGGGGAAACGGGGCCAGAUCAGUACGAUCGAAGUGCGAGUCCAGCCGCGAAGCCAACCAAUGGAAAGCAGUUGCUGACCUUGAUGAAGCUACGGAAGGAAGAUUUCCUUCCAUGUGCUAAAGAGCCGGACGAACCAACUGAGCUGCCUCUGUCGAGGGAGUCCAUCGGAAUCGACAUGGGUUGGCGAUCAUCAGCCAGUGCUGAAGGAUCCGGGGUCGAACGGAGGUACAUCAGUAGUGGGUUGCUGCUGGCAGUCCUAGUCCUGCCUAUUCUGGCUGCGAUCCAGUGUUAG